AAUGGAUGAGCCUCAGCAGGAUGAGCCAUCUCAGCGGGAUUUCGCGAUCACAGCUAUCUUUGUCGUUGUGAUAUUCUUUAUGAGGAGCAUCAUGUGUUUGGCAACUAUGAUUGCUGCCAUUGUUGUCGGAGCAAUGAAUCUGAACACCUGUCCUAUUCAGCCAUACAUCCCCAUCUACCUGAUCGUGUUUGGAGUGAUCAACAUCCUCUGGCUGUCUAUGAUCUUCAGCAAGAGCAAGGAGGGAAGCAACAAUAGAUCCACAUGCUUGAUUAUCCUCCUGGACACCUUCAGUCUCUGCUGGAUUAUUGCAGGUAGCUGCUGGAUCUACUCCAUUUAUCCUCCCAGCUAUGAAUCUGGAGUAGACACAUACAUAUAGCCAUCCUGAUUGUCUAUGUUUGUUGCGUUUCUGUGCUGGCCUGCUGUGUAACUGCAUUUGCAAUUAGCAGUCCAAUACCCAGCCUUUACUCUU
This is a messenger RNA of Cheilinus undulatus (humphead wrasse), 469 nucleotides long. Its product is annotated as transmembrane protein 272-like. The transcript is spliced from 4 exons. The record is from RefSeq and is a predicted model, not a curated record. Lineage: Eukaryota; Metazoa; Chordata; Actinopteri; Labriformes; Labridae. Bases 2 to 376 code for a protein of 124 amino acids.